UUGGUGAAAACAAACAGCCUGAUCAGUUCUUCAAACUUACCUGGCCUACUUCAUAUAAAACCUUCUGAUAAUUUAUAACAGCCCAAGGAUAAGCAUGGAAUCUUCACAGAUAUCAUCCAACAGUACCGCCACUGACAGGAUAAAUAGUGCUCUCGCUACACUCAGGAGAGAUAUGCUUGACCUCAGACAACAAGAUGUCCAGUUGAUGCAGCAGCUCAUACGUAUCAACGCCAAUAUAAAGACGCUGACCAAACGACGGCCAAAUUCUGGCAGACAACGCAAAACGAAAUACUCGUUGCUGAACGGGCGAAAGAAAUUCAUCAGCCUGAAUGAAUCGAUUCCAGAAGAAGACUCGAGUUCUGCUGAUUCUGACAGUGACGCCAGUCUGUCUGGUAACGAUAAUUAACCUGGCGACACGUUCCAAUUUCUGGCUUGCUGAGCUAUAAAAGUAGUUGGACGCACAUGCAUUUAGUCACCAAAGGUAGUUCAAAAACUUUACAGUGCUUUCCAUGCUGAACAAGAACUACAUCUCGAUUCAGAUAUGUAUAUAUAUGUUUGGACAUUCCACAAAUGUGUAACGAAGAAGUUUUGAACAACCUACGGAUAUUCGAAUAUAUCAAAUGUUUGUCCGACAUUCGGGACAUUGCUUUAAUCCAGUUGAUGAAAAAACGCACAAUUCAAACUACCUCAGGAAUGUUUUUCUUAACAUUGAACGGUAAAACAAAAGUUAUGGUGAAGAAGCUAUUCAGAUACAUGUCUGUAAUUGUGUGAGAUGACUUUUGCUCAAAUCUGCCAUAUUUUAAAUAACUGUGUUCAAAUAGUACGAAUGUAUGUAUGUUUUACGACACAAAGGCGUAUUAAGUAGUCUGAAAGUAAAGUAAAUCUGGUAUGCACAUGUUAAUACAAUCUACACCUGACAAAAAUACUUUGGUCAAGUAUUUACAAGUACAUGAUUUUAUCAAAAUAGAGCGUGUAUUGCUUAAAGAUAUAUGGUCAUGCAUGAAAUAGAUGCUCCUAUAUGAAUGAGAAUUUACAUUAUUACAUUGGUUAAUAUGUGCACAUAUGAAUGAAUGGGAAAAUACACAAACGCAAUAUUCAGAUGUGUGCAUGUUUAUUGUCAAAAUAUGUGGACAAGAAUACCGACUUUGGGAAA
This is a messenger RNA of Mizuhopecten yessoensis (Yesso scallop), 1153 nucleotides long. RefSeq lists its product as uncharacterized. The record is from RefSeq and is a predicted model, not a curated record. The transcript has 2 exons. NCBI's taxonomy places the organism in Eukaryota, Metazoa, Mollusca, Bivalvia, Pectinida, Pectinidae. Bases 95 to 406 code for a protein of 103 amino acids.